AUGGCUUCGUUCGGUGGAGCCUGCACCCAUGGACCUGGUGCAGUCGUUGGUGAAGAACUUAAACUUCCGAUUCGCUCAUGGCAUACCAUCAAGGAAGAUAACGCCAUCUACAUGAAAAAGGCGACUAAAUUCUAUGAUUCGCUGGCCAGCCGUGCUGUGAAAAAUGGACAUGCGAUAGACAUUUAUUCGUGUGCACUGGAUCAGACCGGUCUUUUGGAGAUGAAGAAUUGCUUCAAUUCUACAGGAGGUGGUUAUUUUACAUUGAUAGAUUUGUAG
This is a messenger RNA of Cooperia oncophora, 276 nucleotides long. The record is from the annotation of a GenBank genome assembly. Lineage: Eukaryota; Metazoa; Nematoda; Chromadorea; Rhabditida; Trichostrongylidae.